CGCAUACGAGCCGGCUCCAACGCCCUAGCUAGUUUACCAUCGCGCGCCACGCAGAGCGGCGGCUGUACAGUUAGCACGGGCCAUCAUUUUCCACCGGUGAGGGACGACAACAAGCCAACGCAGCAGGCCGCUCGUGUCUAACUUCCGGAGCCCUCUGCUCCAAGUGGCGAGUGCGAGAAGGAAAGCCGGUUUGUGAGGUUCUCCGAGUGCUACUGCCGGCCACGCAUAGCGGAGUCGGUGCGCAGGAAACAGGGGCUUGGGAAAGCAGAGGAGCACGACGGCCUUCAGUCAUUUUGCUGUUUGCAACGCCGCGAACUUCCACCAUGCAGUACUCUGCGCUCACCGAGGCCAACUUCCAUUACCCGCAACUACACAUCGAGGAUGACCCCAAGAAGCAGGCAACGGUGGAGAACAUCGUGCAACCUCUCGUGCUCAACGUACACACUAUCAACAAGAUCCGGGACGUGUUUAACAGCGAGAUCGAGUUGGGCUUGAUGAAGAAUCCGCGCCGAACGUCAUCUCUGCAGAUGGAGAACACCUACCUACCCGAGCUUCCUGACAGCACCGAGAAGGGUGAGUUCCUCGCCUUGGACUUGGGUGGCACCAACUUCCGCGUGCUGCACCUCCAACUCGACCCGGAAGGUGAGAAGCAGUUUCAUGUCAAAUACUACUCCGUUCCGGAACCCGUAAGACUCGGACAUGGCGAGAAGCUGUUCGACUUUUUGGCUGACUGCAUUCACGACUUCAUGGAGACUAAUAACUUGAUGGGAAAGCGGAUGCCCUUGGGUUUCUGCUUCUCAUUUCCCAUGGUACAGAAGGCGCUCAACGUGGGUAUUCUGGUCACUUGGACCAAGAGCUUCAACUGCAGCGGAGUCGUUGGCCAAGACGCUGUUCAGAUGCUGAAAGACGCCAUCGACCGGAGAGGCGACAUGGACAUUGAUAUCGUAGCUGUCGUCAAUGACACGACAGGUACCCUGGUCAAAGGAGCUUUCCUGGAUCACGAAUGUGCCAUCGGUCUCAUCUUGGGAACCGGAAGCAAUGCCUGCUACCUCGAGAACAUCGAAAAUAUCGAGAAGUGGGAAGGCGACAAAACGGGUGUUCGCGAAGUGGUCAUCGAUGUUGAGUGGGGUGCCUUCGGCGACAACGGUGUGCUUAACUUUAUUAAGACGGAGUUUGACCGGAACGUCGACGAUAACUCAUUGCUGGUCAACUCGUUCACUUUCGAGAAGCUCUUCUCGGGCAAAUUUCUUGGCGAGUUGGUACGACAUGUCCUGGUUAAGCUCAUUCGAGAACGAGCCCUCUUCGAUGGCAGGGCUUCCGAGACCAUCCUUACGAAGGGCACGUUCACGACGGCAGACGUCUCGGAACUUGAAGGAGAUGAUGGUGAAGGUCGGGCGCGCGAGGUUUUAGCCAGAAUCGGCUACAUACGGGUAACCAACGAUGAUAUCGCCGUGGUGCGCCACGUCUGCGGCGUAGUUUCGGCAAGGGCGGCGCUACUUGUGUCUAUCUGCCUAGCGGAGCUACUUAACCGCAUGAAGAAACCGACAGUGACAAUAGCCAUCGAUGGUUCACUCUACAAGCAUCACCCAAGAUUCCACCGACUCAUGAUCGAAUUCAUCACAGUGCUGGCGCCAAACCGACCUUUCAAGCUCAUGCUUGCAGAAGACGGUAGUGGAAAAGGAGCAGGUCUGGUAGCCGCUGUGGCUGAUAGGCUGCGACGUGCGAAGCAAAAUGGCUACCAUAAGUGAUGACAGUGCAUCGAUCCGUGUUGGGCACGAUGUGUGUGAAAAAUGUAAUGAAGGUUAUACACAUUUUCAAGAGGUGUACAAUAUAUUUUGUAAAUAUAACGCUGCGCUGAUUA
Molecule: messenger RNA, 1861 nt
Organism: Dermacentor albipictus
Lineage: Eukaryota; Metazoa; Arthropoda; Arachnida; Ixodida; Ixodidae
Source: RefSeq, a predicted model, not a curated record